GACGCGACCGACCCGCCGAUCGACCGAGCAGCGGGCACAAACAUCACACGCUCCUCACGGCCGCACCAAACCGGACCUCCCUCUCGAACGAGCCUCUCCCUCCGCCCGUCGUCCGCCAGCGCGGAUGUCGUCGUCGUCGUCGCGCCGCCGCCCGCCGCCGCCGCCGCCGGCGUGGACGCCCGAGCCGUGGAGCGACGGGGAGACGUCCGCGCUGCUCGACGCGUGGGGCCCGCGCCACCUCCGCGCGCGCGGCGGCGCGCUCCGUCCCGCCGACUGGCGGGCCUGCGCCGACGCCGUCACCUCCCGCCGCGCCGCGGCCGGCCGGGCCCCGCGCACCGUCGACCAGUGCAAGAACCGCCUGGAUUACCUCAAGAAGCGCCUCAGGGCCGAGCGCUCCAGGCCCAAGGGGGCCCCGCCGACGCCCCCGCCGGUCUCGGGCUGGCUCGACCGCCUCCGCGCGCUGCUGCACCUCGCCCCCUCCGCGCCUCCAGGGUUCGCGCACCGUCUCCGCGCCAAAACGACGAAGGUUCAGGUGAAGGAGGAUGACGACGAGAAGGCGAGCGGCGGGGCUCCUCUGCCCCGCUGCUGGCCGCCGGUGCCGAAGCGGCCGAGGACGGCGGUGGCGCUGUCGCCGUUGAGCGCCGCGUCCGGGGACCACCCUGGAGGCGGCGGGAAGAGCUGCACGGGAGUGGCGGCGGCUCUGGAUAGGCUUGCCGGGACGUACGAGCGGGUGGAGGCGGCGAAGCAGAGGGAGGCGACGCGGCUGGAGGAGCGGCGCCUCGAGGCGAUGCGUGAUCUCGAGAUCGAGCGUAUGCGGCUCCUCGUCGACGUCGCCGUCACCGCCUCCGUCGGUGUCGAUGGCGCCGCCGCCGCCGCCGCUGCCACAACCGCCGGCGGCGACUUCUAGUUGAGGGACUUGGAUCACAGGCUGGCCAAGGUAGCCAAUUCCAGCCUAUUUUUUUUUCUCAAAGAGACGCCGAUCGCAUCAUGGAGAUACAAGCCACUUGAUGUGAUGUUCUUCUGAAAAGUUCAAUCGGUUUAGGUUACAGGAAAAGCUUAGCCAGAUAUAGGAUAGCACAUGGUGAGAUUUUUUAAGUUCACUAAUUGCGGGUCUGCAGCAACUGAAAAGGGGAGAGGCUUAAUAGCCUGAAAAGUGUCUCUGUUAAUUUUAGCUAUUCAGGCUUCACUUUGGUAACUAGCGCUGUAAUCCCUCUUGGUUUACAGCUGUUCGGCUGCUCAGUUGCGAGACGUUCUGAUCAUCCAGUACAUAUGAUAUCUUGGAUGCUUUGUCUGAUGCUAUAUAUGUUGCUCUGCCUAUGAUCAUCACUCUGCUAAUGAUUGCGUGCUUUCUA
Messenger RNA from Sorghum bicolor (sorghum), 1352 nucleotides. RefSeq names its product trihelix transcription factor ASIL2. NCBI's taxonomy places the organism in Eukaryota, Viridiplantae, Streptophyta, Magnoliopsida, Poales, Poaceae. The record is from RefSeq and is a predicted model, not a curated record. Gene Ontology annotation, cellular component: nucleus. Gene Ontology annotation, molecular function: transcription cis-regulatory region binding. The coding region runs from base 125 to 907 and encodes 260 amino acids. The transcript has 2 exons.